This is a messenger RNA of Anisakis simplex (herring worm), 252 nucleotides long. Lineage: Eukaryota; Metazoa; Nematoda; Chromadorea; Rhabditida; Anisakidae. The record is from the annotation of a GenBank genome assembly.
AUGCACAGAUGGGGUAUGAAGGGCAUGCCUGCCAACAGAACAACAAAGUCACACCGUCGUAUCGGUUCAGUGGGAUCAACGGGUGAUGCGAGGAUAUGGCCUGGCAAAAGAAUGCCUGGUCAUAUGGGCUACGAAUGGGUCAAUACAAGUGGUCUUGAAGUACUUCGAAUCAAUCCCAGUAAACAGGUCAUUUUAUCCCUUACCUUAUCCACUUUAUUGCUGCUCUCAUCGAUAUUAAUGUUCAAUUUAUAA